AUGACAUCCAACUGCUUUGUCGCCAAUAGCUCACCGGCCUCCGUCAAGAGCGGCACCUGGCCUUCCUCUGUCUGCUCCAGCAGCAUGAGCUGCCGGCCCGAGCUGUGCCUGGGCUAUGUCUGCCAGCCUGUGACCUGCAUGCCUUCUACCUACAUGCCAACCACCUACCGGCCAUCCAGCUGUCUCCCCAAGGCCUACCUGCCUAGCUCCUGCCGGCCUAGCAGCUGCCGGCCAGCCACUGGCAUCUCCAGUUCCAUAGGUCCCUGUGGCUGGUAUGGAGAAGGUAGCUUCAACGGCAACGAGAAGGAGACCAUGCAGUUCCUGAAUGACCGGCUGGCCAGCUACCUGGAGAAGGUGCGGCAGCUGGAGCGGGAGAACGCGGAGCUGGAGACCAAGAUCCAAGAGACCUGCCAGUCUCAGGUGCCCACCUUGUGCCCGGACUACCAGUCCUACUUCCGCACCAUCGAGGAGCUGCAGCAGAAGGUUCUGUGCACGAAGGCAGAGAACGCCAGGAUGGUGGUGCACAUCGAUAAUGCCAAGCUGGCUGCGGAUGACUUCAGGACUAAGUACGAGACGGAGCUGUCCCUGCGGCAGCUGGUGGAGGCCGACAUCCACGGCCUGCGCAGGAUCCUGGACGAGCUGACCCUGUGCAAGUCCGACCUGGAGGCGCAGGUGGAGUCCCUGAAGGAGGAGCUGCUGUGUCUCAAGAGGAACCAUGAGGAGGAAGUCGGUACCCUGCGAUGCCAGCUUGGAGACCGCCUUAACAUUGAGGUGGACGCUAUGCCCCCUGUGGAUCUCAACAGGAUGCUGGACGAGAUGCGGUCUCAGUAUGAGACCGUGGUGGAGAGGAACCGCAGAGAUGUGGAGGAGUGGUUCAACACGCAGAUGGAGGAGCUUAAUCAGCAGGUGGCCAACAGCUCUGAGCAGCUUCAGAGCUACCAGUCGGACAUCAUUGAUCUGAGGCGGACGGUCAACACGCUGGAGAUAGAGCUGCAGGCCCAGCAUAGCCUGAGGGACUCUCUGGAAAACACGCUGAUGGAGACGGAGGCCCGCUACAGCGCCCAGCUGGCCCAGAUGCAGGGCCUGAUCACCAACGUGGAGGCCCAGCUGGCGGACAUCCGCUGUGACCUGGAGCGGCAGAACCAGGAGUACAAGGUGCUGCUGGAUGUCAAGGCCCGGCUGGAGGGCGAGAUCAACACGUACCGGGGCCUGCUGGAGAGCGAGGACUGCAAAUUGCCUUGUAACCCCUGCUCUACUCCUCCCGGCCCACCUUGUGCCCCUUGCCCGCCAUGUGUGCCCCGCACGGUCUGUGUGCCCCGCACGGUCUGUGUGCCUUGCACACCCUGUCCCCAAGGACGCUACUGA
Messenger RNA from Echinops telfairi (small Madagascar hedgehog), 1365 nucleotides. RefSeq names its product keratin 32 (gene KRT32). Lineage: Eukaryota; Metazoa; Chordata; Mammalia; Afrosoricida; Tenrecidae. Bases 1 to 1365 code for a protein of 454 amino acids. The record is from RefSeq and is a predicted model, not a curated record. Gene Ontology annotation, molecular function: structural molecule activity. The transcript is spliced from 7 exons.